Messenger RNA from Mercenaria mercenaria, 2194 nucleotides. RefSeq lists its product as uncharacterized. The record is from RefSeq and is a predicted model, not a curated record. The coding region runs from base 1574 to 1912 and encodes 112 amino acids. Lineage: Eukaryota; Metazoa; Mollusca; Bivalvia; Venerida; Veneridae. The transcript is spliced from 5 exons.
AGUAACUUGAGAACCACUUGACCCAGAAUGUUGACACUUCAUAGGAUGAUUGGUCAUGCAGGGUAGAUGACCCCUAUAGAUUUUUGGGUCAUUCUGUUAAAGGUCAAGGUCACAGGGGCCUGAACAUGGAAAACCAUCUCCGGUCAGUAACUUGAGAACCACCUGACCCAGAAUGUUGACACUUCAUAGGAUGACUGGUCAUGCAGAGUAAAUGAUCCCUACUGAUUUUGAGGUCACUCUGUUUAAGGUCAAGGUCACAGGGGCCUGAACAUGGAAAACCAUUUCCGAUCAGUAACUUGAGAACCACUUAAUCCAGAAUGUUAAAACUUCAUAGGAUGAUUGGUCAUGCAGAGUUGAUGACCCUUAUUGAUUUUGGUGUCACUAAUAAAGGUCAAGAUCACAGGGGCCUAAACAUGGAAAGCUAUUUCAGAUCAAUAACUUGAGAACCACUUGACCUAGAACCAUCAAACUUUAUAGGGUGAUAGGACUUACAGAGUAGAUGACACCUAUUGUUUUUGGAGUCACUCCAUCAAAGGUCAAGGUCACAGGGGCCUGAACAUGGAAAACUGUUUCCGAUUCAUAACUUGAGAACCACUUAAGGCCCAGAAUGUUGAAACUUAGUUGGAUGAUUGGACAUGCCAAGUAGAUGAUCCCUAUUGCAGCCAACCAUCAGUGUCUCUUUGACUUUGACUCCUGUCCCCUAUUGACUUCUUGCCUAUACGACUAUGCAUUGGGGGAGACAUUGCUUUUUCUCCAAAACAUUGUGUCAAAGCAUUGCAUAGAUGUAUCUGUGUGUAUCUCUAUGGGAAAUUAAUUGUACUUUGGGGCCAUCUUUCAUGAAGACCACAAAUAUCUAUAUAGCAGGCCUAGAACAUCCAUCAUUUUCUCUAUCCGCUUUCCUGUUAACAGUAAUAACUUGAAAUAGGCUACUAUCUGUUAACAAAGACAAUUCUUUAUCUUUCCAAAGGGUGAUCUUAAUAGAUAGGUUAUAUAUACAUGUAUGUAGCAGGCAGCCCUAUUCUUCCAAAGUUUGUAAAGACUAUUUGAAAAAAUAGUGUUUAUAUAUUCACAUUAUGAGAGAGCCUUAUAAUAAAAGAGAUUUUAACAGAAUAAGUUAUAGUUUGCGUUAUUGAUGUCAUUAUAAACCCCAGCUGUUACAGAUUAUUAAAAAGAUAUAAGUUGUUAUUUGAGACUGUAGCAGGAAGUGAAACUAUGAUCUUGUUUUUUAAGUACCAAAAUUUUGAGUGUUAUGACAUUUGUACCUUGUCGCAGUUUAUUGACUAUAUAUAAUUAUCUAGAUAUGACAGUGUGUGAAUUUUACAUAGACACCGGGAUUUCAAUUCACAUUUUCAUUUUUCAGAUAUAAAUCUACUAUUACUUUUUCCCUGAAAGUUAGAAGGUGUUAUUUAUGUUGUUUUUUUUUUUCAUUCAUUUUAUUGUGUGACUUUAAAAAGUGGACUGUAUGCAAUGUCAAAAAAGAAACUUUCAGUAAACACAAAGUAACAGUUGUGCAUUUUUCAUUGGAAAUACCCUUAUAAUUAAUUGGAAUUUUGAGUUUUUAGCAGGGACAAAAAUGCCUGGAGACAGAGAUGGAAUACAAGAGCUGAGAGUCAGCGAGGCAGUGACAUCAUUGAAUGAGCAAAGCAUUGUAAUGGUAACAGAGAUGGACGAACAUGGAGAACAUUUAGAUGAAGAGGAGAAGGCUGUUUUUGUCCCUACUACAACAACAGCUUUUAUUAACAUUGAAGGAGAAGGUCUACCAUCAACCAAUGACAAUGUCAGAAUGUGUGGUUCCAUCGGGGAGAGAACAGUUGGUGAACAGUUACCGGAUAUCGUACAACCUGCUUACAGUGUAAAUGAAGACAUCCCUUCUGCAGGAUAUGAUGGUCUUCAUAAAAAGGCAAGAACUUAAUGCUUGUAUUGUUAAGUCUUCAAUAACUUUAUGCAUGUAUAGUUUAGAUUGCAUUAUCUUAGAGCAUGAUAAUUAAGACUUAAACAACAAUAUGUAUACAUGUUUAGUCUAGUAGACUGCAAGAACUUUAUGCAUAAUGUAGUCUGCUGCUUGUUAUUGUGACAAGAAUAAUUUCCCCAAAAGUUUGUGAUUGGUUUUGUCUCUUGUCAUUAACAUUUGCUUGAGCAGAAAUCUCUACUGACCCUGUUGAGGGAAAUUACAGACAUGAUUUUUGCAAUUCUC